Molecule: messenger RNA, 2257 nt
Organism: Coffea arabica (coffee)
Lineage: Eukaryota; Viridiplantae; Streptophyta; Magnoliopsida; Gentianales; Rubiaceae
Source: RefSeq, a predicted model, not a curated record
GUACAAGCAGUUAAGCUAUUGCCUACCUCUUGGUUGAAGUAAAAAUUUCCCGAAUUCGCGAAUCCAAUUUUCUUUCCUUCCCAAUUUCCCAUGCCGUACGACAAAUUCACCCUCUUCUCUCAUUUCCAUUCCAUGCCUUUGAUUUUCCCCAAGUGUCCUGCCCGCUCGGCCAGCAGGUGUCAUCAUCUCCGCCGAAGCAACUCCCACAGCUGAUACCUUAUAAGCCCACACCCCCACAAACCAUUUUUUCAAUCGAAACGGUCGACUUUCUCUGUUUCUCUCCCUUAUGAUUACUGCACCAUUACAGCUUGUUGGUUCUCUCCCAAACUCCUCCUUCAAUGCACUAGUAGAAAUUUCCAGUAUGCAUAUGUCCCUCAGUCUCAUCUUCUUGUCUUGUUUUACUCCUCAAGAGCUAGAAAAAAAUGUAGGAAAAUAUUGGAUGAGAAAACUCAUAUUCUGCAACCCAAGAUGGAACGAGAACAACCAGAAGAACCCACUUCAGAAUCUAAUCAUGAAGAUCACAUGACCCUGCACCAGUACUUGCUCUCAAAAGGAAAACCCAUUAUUCAUCACUGCUCUCCUUCUGAGGUUCUGAGAAGGUCCAAAAGAAACCGACAAUGCCCUGAAAUUUCUGAAAUUAACAAAGUAAUUGGCGAUAGGCACAAGAGAAGCAGAGACUUUCUCAAGUUAAUGCAACGUUCCCAUGUUACACAAGGGUUUUGGUUGGUAAGUCCCUGUCUAAGUAGGUUGAAAGAGCUAACAGGAUACCAGCUUUUAUGUUUGACUUUAUAUAUCCAAGUGCAGGGGCUUCCAGUAGAUUUUUGCAGAAAGCAUAUGCCAAAGCAUGAUAAAUUAGUCAUUUUGGAAGAUGAGAAUGGCAAAGAAUAUGAAGCAAGGUUCCUUGCAGCUAAAGUUGGACUUAGUGGGGGCUGGAAACCUUUUUCCAUUGCGCAAAAAUUGGUUGAGGGCGAUGUUGUCGUUUACCAUUUGGUGGGGGAUUGUAGAUUCAAGGUUUACAUUGUGAGAGCAACUAGUUUGGGUGAAGUGGAUGGAGCUCUUGGCCUCUUAAACUUAGAAAAUCAUCCCAGUGGAAGACACUCUGGUGGAGGAGGAGAAGGGACCAAAGGGACUGAUAUGAAAGGAGACGGUGCUAUCAUCUUGAAUGAUGCGGAGGGUUCUGGAAAAUCAAUAUCAUUUGUUAAUUUUCAAAGCUUCAACAUAAUUGCCAACAACCUCAUUUUGGACUCUGAGCUCCCCAAAUACGUUCGGUUGAAGUAUUAUGACCUCUGUUGUGCUCAAAAAUCAUAUCUGCAUGUUGGUCUCCUUAAGAGCAUUAGCUGCGCACUGGCCUCUGGAAUUAUAUCAGAGACGGUUAAAAUUGCAGAUGCAAUCAAAUCUUGCAAGAUUUUGACUCCUCAGGAAGAUUUUGCUCUCUGGGACAAGACAUUAGAAGGCUUUGAGCUACUAGGCAUGGAAGUUGGAUUUUUACGUGCUCGGCUUAACAAACUUGUAAAGCUUGCAAUGCGGUCAAGAAAGAUUCAGGAAUCAAAGAGGUACAAACAAGCCAGGAUUGAGCAUUAUUUUGUAACAGAAGAGGUCGAGACUCUUGAAAAGAAGCUUAAAGAGAAGCAUCAGCUCAGGUUACUUCAGCAGGUUUUCCCUGCUGCUGUGAGAAGGUCCAGUCGAGUCACAGAUAAGCCUCCCCCUAGUUACAAGGAAGCAAGUUUUCUCAUCAUUGAUUCAACCACCAAUUUGACACCAGCCAUUUGACAUGAAGAAGGUCACAUUUCAGAAGUCUGCACGAGGUCCUCUUUUUUUCCUUUUCCCAUUUUGGCGUUGUACAAGACCUGUGAUGUCAGUUGUAUCUAUUGUUUGAGGGUCCAGCAUCCUCUUCUGUCUCCACCCUCUGUCUGUCUAUUUUUUACAUUCUGCUUCACCUAUUCGCGGAUUUGCCCAAUUAUGAUGACAAUGUGAAGUUUAAUAUAUAUACUUUGGCAGGCAAAAAGAGGGCUCUUGGAACCGUACUGAUGCUCCGAUGCAGAAGAGGCUACUUUUUGGCUCACAAAAUGAAACUUUUUUUUGUGCAUAUUUUGUACAUAAACCCUGAAUCUGAAUGUAACAAAAAUAGUUCAACCGUUAUGCUUUCGGAAGAGAAGUAUAUAUACGUUGAGCCCUCUAAAUGGUGCUUUUCUUGUGAACCUUGAUGCUGCUGCACUUUGUAGCCUCUCUUUUAUAAUUCCUGAAGAUGUCGUUUACU